Cryptomeria japonica (Japanese cedar) is the source of this 1783-nucleotide messenger RNA. RefSeq lists its product as uncharacterized. The record is from RefSeq and is a predicted model, not a curated record. NCBI's taxonomy places the organism in Eukaryota, Viridiplantae, Streptophyta, Pinopsida, Cupressales, Cupressaceae. Gene Ontology annotation, biological process: carbohydrate metabolic process. Gene Ontology annotation, molecular function: chitin binding; oligosaccharide binding. Gene Ontology annotation, cellular component: extracellular region. The transcript is spliced from 8 exons. Bases 175 to 1512 code for a protein of 445 amino acids.
UGUAGUCAUAUUUAGUUGUUGCUUUCAGAAUGGCGCCUCAAGCUAGUAGGAAUUGGCAUGGAAAUGCGAAUUUCACCAUAGAAUUUUGUGAAUGACUUAAUAAGGGCGUCUGUGUAUUUUACAAAGAAGAAUCCAACUUAGCUCCCCAAUGUUCAUGCUUCCUUUACCAUAACAAUGCCCAGGAAACGAGUAAAAUCUUCUCACGCUUCUGAUCAUACAAUACACUCGGCUCCCAAACCUCCCACUCACAAACAUAAAUCUUCAACCCGUUUUAAAUUUAUCUUUUUUGCAAUCAUCUUUAUAUUUAUACUCUUUAUUGUGCUGACUUAUCAUCGCCAAUGGCGUCGUCAGAGAGACUCUGCAUUAUCGCCUGUCGGCGAGUCACACUCAGAGCUGUCUGUUUAUGAGCGGGGGCUCGUAGGGCCCCAUAUCUCCUAUGAACAAGUGGUGGCUGAAGCAGAGAGGUCCUGGAUCAAUAGGACUCACAGGCACUUCAAUGCUAUGGUUCUUGCAUACGUUACCCCCUGGAAUAACAAAGGUUAUGAAAUGGCCAAGAAAUUUCGUGCUAAGCUCACCCAUGUGUCACCUGUCUGGUACCAGUUGAAGAGAGUUGGGACAGAGCUACAGCUGUUAGGCAGACAUGAUGCUGAUCAGCAGUGGAUCGCUGAAGUUCGUAAAGAUGGGCAUCCUAUGAUACUUCCUAGAUUUUUAUUGGAAGCAUCGCCUGUAGAAUUUUUGACAAAGAAAAUGCAAAGGAAGCAAGUGAUAGAUCUUAUUGUUUCUGAAUGCAAAAACAUGGGAUUUGAUGGUGUGGUCCUCGAGGCAUGGUCAGUGUGGACGGCUUAUGGCAUUCUAAAAGAUCCAAGAUUACGGAAGAUGGCAUUACAAUUUCUUGAAGAGCUUGGGUCUAUGCUGCACACAACAAAGGUAGAGUACAGGCUUGAUGGUAACUUGGAAUUGGUGUUUGUCAUAUCUCCACCAAAUUCAAAUCAGAAUGAUCCUGACAUGAUUACAGCAACUGAUAUAGCAAGAUUGAGCAACCAUGUUGAUGGGUUUUCACUUAUGACAUAUGAUUUUUCAAGUGUAUAUCAUCCUGGUCCAAAUGCUCCACUUGAUUGGGUGCAUGCAUGUUUGCAUUUUUUGCUUCCUGAUACAGUGGUAAAACAGCAAGUAAAUGGGAAAAUGGAAAUAGAGACCACGGAUAAAUUGGCGGGAAAAAUCUUAAUGGGUAUAAAUUUCUAUGGGAACAAUUAUGUUCUUCCAAAAGGUGGUGGGCCUAUUCUUGGCCAUGAAUAUCUCUCACUGUUAAGAAUAAAUAGGCCAAAGUUGCAUUGGGAUAAUCAGAGCAUGGAACAUUACUUUGAUUAUGAAGAACAUUUAAAGAAGCAUAGAGUUUUUUACCCUUCUUUAGAGUCGAUUUCUGUAAGGCUAGAAGUGGCACGAGCAUGGGGUGUUGGUUUAUCCAUCUGGGAAAUAGGCCAGGGACUGGAUUACUUUUUUGAUAUUCUGUAGUUUCAUAAAAUUGUCCUGGUUGUAGUGCUGGCAUUAGUACAUUUUCUGAUCUCUUGGGAAUCUCUAUUAGGGUCUUAAUUUCAAUGUAAGAAAAAUAAAAGAAAUGUUUUCUAACUUAUGUAAAGUGGACUGAUUUACGAGUCUAGAAGUGUGCAGGCAUUUUUUAAACUUAAUAAGACUGAGUAAAUUAUGCACCCUUGGAUGUAUGUGGGAGAUCAACACACUUUCUGUAAGUUAAUUGAUCCUUUAUGAGUAAAAUGUUGUUAUGAUA